Messenger RNA from Sitophilus oryzae (rice weevil), 3008 nucleotides. RefSeq names its product xylosyltransferase oxt. Gene Ontology annotation, molecular function: protein xylosyltransferase activity. The record is from RefSeq and is a predicted model, not a curated record. Gene Ontology annotation, cellular component: membrane. Gene Ontology annotation, biological process: heparan sulfate proteoglycan biosynthetic process; chondroitin sulfate proteoglycan biosynthetic process. NCBI's taxonomy places the organism in Eukaryota, Metazoa, Arthropoda, Insecta, Coleoptera, Curculionidae. The transcript is spliced from 8 exons. Bases 228 to 2924 code for a protein of 898 amino acids.
GGUGUAUGGUGUAUUUGUUAUGUUAUUAAAAUUAAUGUUAAAUUAACGAAAAAUUAUUAUUUUUAUUAAUUUUUAAAGCAUUGUAAUUAUUAUGAAGCAUAAUUUGAACAUGCAUGAACAGAGUCCUUUCUGAAAGAUUAAGCCGUAUUAAAUUACAAGUAUUUGCUAAAAGGUUAUGUUUAUAAUAAAAGUAGAAACAAUCCAAAUACAAAUCAAAAUUCAGUGAAAUGGUUAAAAGCACAUCUAAGAAUAAGUAUCUACGAAGGUACAGAGUAUGCUUUAUAAUAGGAAUGGUAAUUCUGUCGUUUCAAAUACUGGUGGUAAUCAACUUUUUAUCUCAUAAUAAAAGUACAGAAGAACCAGAAAAAUGGGAACCAUCCGACUCCGAUAGAGAUUCUGGCUCGAAUAACGAGGCUUUAAAUUCCGCGCGUCGAAGCGACGACGAAGAAACAAAUUUACUUGCCCCUCAAACCAAAAAAACCAGCAAUAAUACAGUUCAGUUAAAAGUCGAAGAGUUAAAUUUCGAUCUGCCUUGCCAUAUCACGGAAAAACAAGCUAUUUCCGCUUUAACUCGAGCUAAAACACAAAGAUGCAAACAAGUAAUUGCCAAUAUAUCGUGCCAGUCUUUAGAAAAUCAAUUGUAUCCCUUGGAAUUGAGAUCAAGCUGUCCUGUAGGAAAUUUUGUUAAAGGAAAAGAGCUGGGUUGUUUCAAGGAUGACAAAAAGUUUAGAUUAUUAAAUGGAUAUUUUGGUGUUAGUAAAAGUGAAAAUUCGCCAAAAUAUUGUAUAAAUAUAUGUUUACAAUCGGGAUUUCCGUAUGCUGGCGUUCAAUAUGGAAAUGAAUGCUUCUGUGGAUCUGAUGAACCACUUCCUAGUUCUAAGAUUCCAGACUCAUCCUGUAACAUGAAGUGCCCUGCGGAUUCCCACUCUACAUGUGGAGGUUAUUACACUAUUAAUAUUUAUCAAACCGGCAUAAAGAAGUUUGUAGCUCAGGUGGCGAAUGAAACAGUUACCAAUGUAAAGUCUUCUAGAAUAGUAUUUUUAUUAACAUUAAAUGGCAGAGCAUUGAGACAAGUGAUGAGACUCAUAAAAAUACUGUACCAAAAACAACAUUUUUAUUAUAUCCAUGUAGAUGUGAGACAAGAUUACCUAUUUCGGGAACUACUGCCCUUAGAGAAAUUUAGGAACAUCAAAUUGACAAGGAAGAGAUUCGCCACGAUAUGGGGUGGAGCUUCGCUUCUUGCAAUGCUCCGAUCUUGCAUGUUCGAACUGUUGAAUGUCAAAGAUUGGAAGUGGGACUUUGUGUUGAAUCUGAGCGAAUCGGAUUUUCCCGUUAAAAGCAUUGAAAAAUUAACGCACUUUCUGAGCAGCAAUACAAAUAGAAAUUUUGUAAAAUCGCAUGGCAGAGAGGUCCAAAGAUUUAUUCAGAAGCAAGGAUUAGACAAGACGUUUGUGGAGUGCGAAUAUCGAAUGUGGCGCGUUGGCAACCGGAAAUUGCCGUUGGGAAUACAAAUUGACGGGGGCAGCGAUUGGAUAGCCCUAUCCAGGCCUUUCGUGCAGUAUAUCGCUGAUCCAGAACCGGACAGUUUGAUCCAGGGUCUCCUGAAAGUGUUCAAGCACACCCUUUUGCCAGCCGAAAGUUUUUUUCACACGGCUCUGCGAAAUUCCAAGUUUUGUAACACGUACGUGGACAAUAAUCUUCACGUAACCAAUUGGAAGAGAAAAUUAGGGUGCAAGUGUCAGUACAAGCACGUGGUAGAUUGGUGCGGAUGCAGUCCGAACGAUUUUAGGUCGGAAGAUUGGCCGAAAAUUUUAAACACUCUGUCUAGACCGCUAUACUUUGCCAGAAAAUUUGAGCCAAUCGUAAACCAAAUGGUUAUUUUACAAUUAGAACUAUGGCUGUAUAAUAUGGAAAAACCAUCUAAACAGGUUCAAAAUCUAUAUUCGUACUGGCAGAAUUUAUAUCACCACCACGACUUGGGCGUGGCCUUAGACGAUUCCUUAAUGACACUAGGCAACAGUGUUUUCAGAACAGUUUUUAGAAAACUGUCAAAUAUGACUACAUGCAAUAUAGAGCUCCACAAUCUUCUGCAAGUUCAUUCGUUCCAUUUGAAAGACAACUACAAGUACACGCUGUUUCUUUAUAACAGUUCCUGGAACGGUAACAUCAGUGACAUUGAAGUAGCUGUGAAGCCUGUGAGCAAAACGAUUAAGGUUAAAACUAAUCCGUUGAUAGAAUCCCUUAUCUCGCUAGGGGUUAGUUCAGAGUAUGAUCAAAAAGAACAGCUGUCUAGGAAUUUUUUAAGGAUUUUAUCUCCCUACUCGGACCCCGUGCUAAUUUACAAGUUUAGCUCGCUCAAAACAUCCAAACAGUACAAUAUGACGUGUUUGUGGAUCGAUCCGACGGGGACGCUGCGUGACGUGUCAGGAUAUUCCAUAGAGGAGGGUUCGCUCGUAGGAUUUGUAAAACCAAAUUUGAGGCAACCUCAUAUACCAGGAUCGUGGAAGGUGAGAAUAAUUUACAGCGAUAGCUUAUUGGCGCAAGUGUCUUUUUUAAUUAUGCCCAUGCUGUACCAUUACGGAAGUCCCGAAAUGUCGAUGCUACAUCCCGGGCCGACCAUGAACUCUAACCUGGGCGAAGCCUUUGCCAAAUUCCUGCCCAAUGUGUCCGAGAGAGAAAUUUCGGAGCGCAACGCGGUCAAGAACUCGCAAAAACGAGGCGAUUCGUUGUUGGAGUGGAUCGAUUCGUUGGUGGGUCUAUUUUUCUCAAUAGAGACAGUCUGCGUCGACUCGACAACGGUCCGGAACGUGUGCAGACCUGUAGGCAGCUCUUGCCAAGAAACGGACUGGAGCAGUCUAGCUCCAGAUCCUAAAAGUGCCAUAGACAAAGCGAACGACAGUACCGGUAUGUUUGAUAUCUGGUGAUACGUGUCCUAAUACACUACUCAAAAUAAUUAUCGCAUAUUUGAAUAAGAGUAAUUAUUUUACGAAAACGGAAAGACGUAGAAA